Molecule: messenger RNA, 1054 nt
Organism: Bufo gargarizans (Asiatic toad)
Lineage: Eukaryota; Metazoa; Chordata; Amphibia; Anura; Bufonidae
Gene: NENF
Product: neudesin neurotrophic factor
Exons: 4
Coding region: 14-514 (166 amino acids)
Cellular component (GO): membrane; endomembrane system
Source: RefSeq, a predicted model, not a curated record
AGUGGUGCACAACAUGUCGCCGUGCAGCAGAGUUGUGUGUUACUUUGUGCUGUUGCUGGGUUCUGUCGUUUUCAGCUCUGCGGACGUGGACCCCGAGUUACGACGCACGAAUCCGCAUAAGCCAGUCAGGCUCUUCACCGACGAGGACCUGGCAAACUACAAUGGGGAACAGGCGGAUCAGCCCAUAUACAUGGCAGUAAAGGGAGCUGUGUUUGAUGUUUCAGCUGGAAAAGAGUUCUAUGGAAAGGGAGCUCCAUAUAAUGCACUGGCGGGAAAGGACUCUACACGUGCUGUGGCCAAGAUGUCUCUGGAACCAGAAGAUCUUAUUUCUGACACGACCGGCCUCACCGAGGAACAGCUGAAGUCUCUAGACGACAUCUUUGAGAACGUGUAUAAGAAAAAAUACCCAAUUGUCGGCUACACCGCCCAGCGCAUCCUGAAUGAAGACGGCAUCCCCAACUCGGGCUUUAAACCCGAGGAUCAACCGCACUUCAAGAUCAAAGAUGAAUUUUAAAGAACUUGAAUACUGAUAAAGAAAAUAUUUGCCUUGGGGUUGUGGUGUGCUAAAAAACAGGGGCGGGUUCUUUUAAUGAAACUGCGCGCUCUUGUCCGUGGUAUUGCAGCUUAGCCUAAUUCACUCAAAAGCUGCAGUAGCAGACACGGCCUGCGGACAAUUGUGGCGCUGUUUCUUUUAAAGAAGCCAAUUUUUUUGUUUAAAGGGGUUGUCCACAAUUAUUUAAAUAUUAGAUUUUUUUUUCUUUCCUUCUUCUAUCAGUCUGAGUAUUAUAACAUAGGAGUAACAAACCAUAGAGUUUACAGGGUUUAGACAGUUAUAUAUACCUGUCUUCUGGUUCGGAGGGAGAAGGCAUGUUCAGCUUACAUCAGGAAAGGGAACUACCAAAGGCACCCUAAGGGUCAUGCACCCGAGCGUAUUUUUUUGUCCGUCCCGUUUUGUUUUAUUUUUUUGCGUGUCAUAUGCGGAACCAUUCAUUUCAAUGGGUCCGCAAAAAAACGGAAAUGACUCAGUGUCCGCAUGUCCGUUCCGCAAAAAUGA